Messenger RNA from Ruditapes philippinarum (Manila clam), 2562 nucleotides. Its product is annotated as olfactory receptor 8H1-like. Gene Ontology annotation, cellular component: membrane. Bases 693 to 1967 code for a protein of 424 amino acids. The record is from RefSeq and is a predicted model, not a curated record. Gene Ontology annotation, biological process: neuropeptide signaling pathway. Gene Ontology annotation, molecular function: neuropeptide receptor activity. The transcript has a single exon. NCBI's taxonomy places the organism in Eukaryota, Metazoa, Mollusca, Bivalvia, Venerida, Veneridae.
UUCAAACAGAAAGAAAUGUACAAAAGUCAUUUGCAUCGGCUUUUAUUGUUUAUGUAAAAUGUAUUUUAAUUUUAAAACCAGUAUUAAUUGGAUAAAAGUAACCAAUGUUUAAAAACAGUUUUUCUUUUUAUUACAAAACAUAAAAUCACAUAACUUUUAUUUUUUCAACGAAUUAUUACUUUAUAUGAAUGAAAUUUCUUUUAUAUCUUUUUCUGUGCGUGUAGAGAGCGGAUAUGAAGAGAGGUGGAAAAUAGGACAACACGAUGAUAUCGCCGAUUCCCGCAAAUUUCGAUAUAUUCAAUAUUGUAUACACACUUAAAUUCGUUUAAUGCCAAGAGAACAGUUCCAUCAUAAAGACAAAUCAUUUUUAAAGUGUUUAGUGAAUGUUUUGAACAAAAUAUUAAAUAAUGUAUGACUAAAGGCACGACCAUUAAUGCUAAAAGAUUUACGUUAUAUAUUCUCAUUAAUCGUCUUGCCAGAUUGGAAAACGCAAAAUUUAAAAACAAUUAUUUACAUAAAUCAAAUGAAUACGUAAACAAUUGUAUUUAUUCGUCAACCGUGAGGAAAAACAACUUUGAGUAAUCAAGAUUUAUUUAAUAUUUAAACUUUGUGAACAUGUGGAAAAGUAAUAUAUACUAUAAUAUAGUGUUCAAAACAUUGAAAUGAAAUAAAGAACAAGUAAAUUAAAAGAAAUGGACAAUAGCACAAUAAAAAGUAUCACGAUGCGAAAUAACACAAGGGAAAAUAUCACGUUGAGACAGAAUACAAUGGCAAAUAAGGAUAUUUUAACAACGAUACAAUGGGAAAUUGCAGAAAGACUGGUGCCUGCUACAGUGAUCUUAUAUGUGCUUGUUAUUAUCGGUAUCUUUGGUAAUAUCAUGGCAAUAGUAUUUUACAUGCGAUCAUCAAAACGUACACCACCAACGUUACUGAUUACAUGUAUGGCCGCUGCUGACUUAGGGACAUGCCUUGCAGGUAUUCCAGUCAUUUCAGAGAUGAUCGUAAACGUGAACUAUUCUCUUGCAAUCGCAUGUAAGCUCACUCAUUUCUUUGGCCUCUGGGCUGGUGCAAGUGCUUGUUUCGUACUAUGGCUGAUCUCAAUUGAUAGGUACAGGAAGAUCUGUUAUCCAUUAGCUAAACAAAUGACAAUUUCGACUGUAAAAUAUUUAGUUGUUGGUGUUACAUCAUUUGCAUUGCUGUUGGCAAUAAGAUUUCUGGUAACUUUCGACUCUGUUGAAGUAAAUGUUAUGGUACAUGACGACAAUACAACAGUAAAAGGACUUUACUGCACUACAAGUGACGAUUAUAAACUAAUUGCUCUUGUUUUCUACGCCAUUGACUUUUUAUUUAUCUUAAUGAUUUGGAUAACUGUGGUAGUAACUUACUCUAAAAUUAUUUAUACUAUAAUAACGAGAAGAGUUUUUCUGACAAAGUCGUUACCUCCAGAACAAAAUAGUCGAACCGUUUCAAAAUCAAGGAGUUCAAAAAUUGAUGGAGAGGUGAACUUUUCCAAAAAGAGUGAAAAUGCCAAUACCGGGGUUAAUCCGACAAGGAAUCUUUCGGACGUUGAAUUAGAUGACAUGUCUAUAUCUGAAAUGAAAACGGAUGUAACCGAGGUAUAUACAGUAACAAUAUCUACUGAUGAACAAACAGACAAGCAGAGUAACAACAGAUCAACAAAAUUUGAUUAUUCAAGUAUCAGGAAACCAUCUGAAGUAAAACUUACACUCAUGGUCUUCGCUGUGACAAUGAUUUUUAUUCUUUGUUUCACCCCAUACUUUGCAAUCCGCAUUUUCAUAAGAAUAGUGUUGGAUUCUGGAAAUGAAUAUGAUUUUAACGCCGGUCUUCAAUUUGCUUUAAAAUUACCGUACAUAAAUAGCGCCCUUAACCCAGUAAUCUAUUAUAUCUUUAAUCCAAAUUUUAGGCGCUACAUCUUUGCUUGUUUAGGUAAAUGUCGGUCUUGUUAAUUUGUGAAAGCUCGAUCCGACAAAAUGAUUAGCACAUACUGUUAAGGAGAAACUUAGAAAACUGUCCGGUCUAUGAGAGAGUGGACAGACCGAGGAAAUAAGUUAAUGAUUUAAUAAACAAUUAUUAUGGAAAUGGAAAGUGAUUAUUAUGGAAAAUUUCUUUAAACUUUGAACAUGUCUCUUUUAAUUAAUAUUGGACAUUUGAUUCCUGUAUAUACCAUGCAAACAUUCAACAACAACAAAAAAUAAUAAUAAAAAUUGUGUUAGAAAACUUAUACUUUUUUGCUUUUUUGUAUACACAUGUAUGCGCAGAAAUAUAAGAAAGUAAUUUUCCCUUUGGCGUUUGAAAUCUUGAAAAUUAUCGGAAAAAACAAAAGCAGCAGUAUGCAUAUUUUUCAUUAUCUUCUCAUUUAAAUUUUAAUCAAUCAUUCUGAUUUCAUAUUUUCUUUUUUAUUUCAUUGUUUUAUUUAUAAUUAACAAAUUUAUUUUCCUUUGUUGGUUUCUAUUGAAACAUAUCAAAGUUAUCAAAAACCUAUAUGGUCCGCAAAUGUUUAAACAGCAAAUUCUUUACAAUUGUUGCACCUAGUCAUUUACA